Trichoderma gamsii is the source of this 1506-nucleotide messenger RNA. Its product is annotated as cytochrome P450. The transcript is spliced from 5 exons. Bases 1 to 1506 code for a protein of 501 amino acids. Gene Ontology annotation, molecular function: monooxygenase activity; heme binding; iron ion binding. NCBI's taxonomy places the organism in Eukaryota, Fungi, Ascomycota, Sordariomycetes, Hypocreales, Hypocreaceae. The record is from RefSeq and is a predicted model, not a curated record.
AUGCUUUUGGCUGCUGAGGCGCUGGGUUUUGCCCUGCCGCCUGGAGUCGCUCUAGUGCUAUGGCUUAUAAUUAUUGGAAUUGUAUACCUUGUUUCAAUCCCAAUCUACAAUGUCUGGUUCCAUCCCCUUCGAAAGUAUCCAGGCCCUAGGCUGUGGGCCGCCACUCGAAUCCCUUACACUCGUAUGAUCUUCUCUGGCAUGUCUCACCGGAAAAUCCUUGAACUACAUCAUCGCUAUGGUGAUAUUGUGCGAGUAGCACCGGAUGAGUUGGCCUACUGCAAUAGCGAUGCUUGGAAUGAUAUCAUGGGCCAUCGAAAACGUGGCCAAGGAGAAAAUGGCAAAGAUCCAAUCUUCUGGAAGACACAGCAACACAGUAUCAUCAGCGCCAACCGCGAAAAUCACACUCGAAUGCGGAGAACCCUGGCCCACGGAUUUUCAGCUCAGGCAAUGAUGGAUCAGCAGCCUCUUAUCCAAGGAUACGUCGAUAUGUUGAUUAGCGGACUACGAAAGAACUGCGACGAUGGCAAGCGGCCUGUGGAGAUGACAUCUUGGUAUAACUGGACGACAUUCGACAUCAUCGGCGACUUGGCCUUUGGAGAGCCAUUCGGUUGCUUGCAAAACUCUGACUACCACCCUUGGGUGUCACUGGUAUUCCAAAGAGUUCGCGGGGGCGCAAUCAAUAACGCUUUGCGCCGGUUUCCCUUUGGAGAAAACCUUAUUCAACUUCUCAUCCCAAAGGAGGCACGCAAAAAGUUCCAUAUGUACUUUCAAAUCACACAAGAAAAGGUCAACAAAAGGUUAGCCAACACCAGCCCACGAGCAGAUUUCAUGGAAGUUAUGGCUAGAAAGGAAGGAGACAUGAAAUUCUCUUAUCCCGAGCUUUUGGAUAAUGCAAGUUUGCUUAUUAUUGCUGGAUCGGAAACAACCGCGACGACUUUGUCUGGAGCGACCUAUAUGUUACUCACCCACCCCGAAAUCUUGCAGAAGGUCAAGGACGAAGUGAGAUCGAGCUUCUCAAGCGAAGCUGAGAUUGAUCUUCUUAGCGUACAGAAGCUGAGCUACAUGAUGGCGGUGCUGCAAGAAACGCUGCGCAUGUAUCCUCCAGUUCCAGCUACCAUACCGCGCAAGGCACAGCCUGGUGGCGACAUGAUAUGUGGACAGUAUGUUCCAGAAAACACUAUCCUGGGGAUUUGGCAAUGGCCAAUGUAUCACAAUGCAAAGCACUUUACCUUGCCCGAUUCCUUUAUCCCGGAACGAUGGCUGGGAGAUGCCCGGUUUUCGAAUGACUGCCAUGAAGCGCUUCAGGCAUUCUCGUAUGGACCCAGAAACUGCAUAGGAAAGAAUCUUGCAUAUGCCGAGAUGCGCUUGAUUCUGUCAAAGAUUUUGUGGAAUUUCGACAUCAGUCUGCAUCCCGAUAGUACAAAUUGGUAUGAGGAACACGAGGUUUAUACAUUCUGGAAAAAGCCAAAUCUGAAUGUGUAUAUCAAACCGAGAGUGGUUGUAUAG